Messenger RNA from Oreochromis niloticus (Nile tilapia), 2440 nucleotides. Its product is annotated as tripartite motif-containing protein 16-like. Lineage: Eukaryota; Metazoa; Chordata; Actinopteri; Cichliformes; Cichlidae. The record is from RefSeq and is a predicted model, not a curated record. Gene Ontology annotation, molecular function: zinc ion binding; protein binding. The transcript has a single exon. The coding region runs from base 100 to 2010 and encodes 636 amino acids.
AGUAAUUUAUCACAUUAACAUUUACAUAAUUAAAGCAUGUAAUUACAGCAUACCUCUGUGUGUUGUGAAUGAAUACAUCUCAAGCAUCUCGAACAACUGAUGCAUCUAAAAAAAAACCGAAAAAAACACUCAACCCUGAUGAUACUUCAGGGUUGGGUGUUUCACCCACGCGGUGCAUAUUUCCUCAUUCCUUCACAUUUAUGGUUCUUUAAAUUUGUGAAUGGGUGUAACCAGCUUGUAUGUCUGGAAGCUCAGACAAACCUUUCUAACAUUGCAGACAGAGACACAUGUUGGCUGUGCAUGAAACUGAGAGCUGAAAUGGCAGAGCUAGAAUUUCAGAACGACGAAACAAAAUUAUGCUGUUCGAUUUGUUUGGAUAUACUAAAGGAUCCCACAACUAUUCCCUGUGGACACAACUACUGCAUGAACUGUAUUAAAGCCCACUGGGAUGCAGAAGAUACAAAGCAAGCUCACAGCUGCCCUCAGUGCAGACAGACUUUCACACCGAGGCCUUUCUUGAUGAAAAACACCAUGUUAGCUGAGUUGGUAGAAGAGCUGAAGAGGAUUAGGCUUCAAGAUGCCCCUGAUGAUGAUCACUGCUAUGCUGGGCCUGAAGAUGUGGCCUGUGAUGUCUGCACUGGAAGAAAAAUGAAAGCCUUCAAGUCCUGUUUAUGCUGUCUGGCAUCUUACUGUGAGAAACACCUUCAGCCUCAUUAUGAUGUGGUUCCAUUAAAGAAACACAAGCUGGUGGAGCCCUCCAAGAAGCUCCAGGAGAACAUCUGCUCUCGUCAUGAUGAGGUGAUGAAGAUGUUCUGCUGUACUGAUCAGCAGAGUAUCUGUUAUCUCUGCUCUGUGGAUGAACAUAAAGGCCACGACACAGUCUCAGCUGCAGCAGAAAGGACUGAGAGGCAGAGAGAGCUGGAGGUGAGUCGACAAAACAUCCAGCAGAGAAUCCAGGACAGAGAGAAAGAUGUGAAGCUGCUUCAACAGGAGGUGGAGGCCAUCAAUCAGUCUGCUGAUCAAACAGUGGAGCACAGUGAGAAGAUCUUCACUGAGCUGAUCCAUCUCAUCCAGAACAGAAGCUCUGAUGUGAAGCAGCAGAUCAGAUCCCAGCAGGAAACUGAAGUGAGUCGAGUCAAAGAGCUUGAGGAGAAGCUGGAGCAGGAGAUCACUGAGCUGAAGAGGAAAGAUGCUGAGCUGAAGCAGCUCUCACACACAGAGGAUCACAUCCAGUUUCUACACAACUACCCCUCACUGUCAGCACUCAGUGAGUCUACAGACUCAUCCAGCAUCAAUAUCCGUCCUCUGAGGUACUUUGAGGAUGUGACAGCAGCUGUGUCAGAGGUCAGAGAUAAACUACAGGACAUUCUGAGAGAGGAAUGGACAAACAUCUCACUGACAGUCACUGAAGUGGAUGUUUCACUGUCAGAUCCACCAGAGCCAAAGACCAGAGCUGAAUUCUUAAAAUAUUCAUGUGAAAUCACACUGGAUCCAAACACAGCACACAAACAGCUGUUAUUAUCAGAGGGGAACAGAAAAGCAACAGCAGUGAAACAACAACAAUCUUAUUCUGAUCAUUCAGACAGAUUCGCUAUAAUGUGGCAGGUCCUGAGUAGAGAGAGUCUGACUGGACGUUGUUACUGGGAGGUGGAGUGGAGAGUGAAUGGAGCUUAUGUAGCAGUCGCAUACAAGAAUAUCAGCAGAGCAGGGAGUGGGAAUGAAUGUAGAUUUGGACGUAAUGAAAAGUCCUGGGCACUAGACUGCUUCAAAAACAGUUAUACAUUUUGGUACAACAACAUCCAAACUCGUGUCUCAGGUCCUCGUUCCUCCAGAGUAGGAGUGUACCUGGAUCACAGAGCAGGUAUUUUGUCCUUCUACAGCGUCUCUGAAACCAUGACUCUCCUCCACAGAGUCCAGACCACAUUCACUCAGCCGCUCUGUGCUGGACUUUGGCUUCACUGCUUUGGAAACACUGCUAAGUUUUGUAAACUGAAACAGACAUGUUUUUGAUACAGGAGCUGGCUUACAUCUGUAUAUUAUUAUUAUUACUUUCUGUCUGUAAAUUAUCACAAUCACUGUUGUAGCAUUUCUGCACUGUACUAGAUGACUUUUAUUUAGAAAGUAUUUUUCCACAAAAAAGUAUAAAUGUAUGUGAUUGUAUUUGUAUGUAUUUAAGUGGAAUUUAUUUAUUUGAUCUUAUUUAGUUAUUGUUUUUUUGGUUUUUGUUUUCCAAUUCAUGGGCUGGGACAGAGACAAUACAAGACCUUCCUGUAUAUAUAUUUGUAAAGAAAUGAAUUAUUUAUAUGAAUAUAUACUCAUUUUGAAUUUUAUGCCAGCAACAGCUUUAAAUCUUCUUUUAAAUAUAAUAUUUAAGAGUUUGCUCUUUAAAACUGAGGACAGUAUUUGUGUCCAAAGAAUAUUUUCUCAGGUGGUUUAUCAA